AACUACGUGUUGAGCUUGGAGCCUUUAACCAGCCAGCAUCCCAGAGGAACUUUGUCCUGGCUUUUUUAUCUGAAGGAAACAAGCCGCUUUCUCAGCCGACGCAGGUUUGUCAACUUUCGACCUCAAUCGAUUGUUUUCCGCUCGCAGAAGAUACACGUUUUGUCUUUAAUGAGGUCUGAUAUCUGCGUGGAAACAGAUGAUAUUUGAACCCACCAAAAGUAGCGGAGAGAGAGGAGGUGGGUGUUGGAUACAAGGCUGUUUGUCUUCCGUUCUUCUUGUUUUAUGCAGUGUUGUUUUGUUUGGAUUAUAGUUAAUAAAGCCGCAAACUGAAGCAUUUAAAAAAAAUACAAAAUCUGAUGAACAUUUUAAGGACGAUUUUUAAAUUUUGACCAGAGAGUUUUUAAGGAAACUUUACUCGAGCUUAUAUCUGAAGAUAGCAUUAGUAAAUGUGAAACAAUGGCAUUGAAAGCCAAAGUAUUGUAUGAUUUUCACGCUGAAAACCCUGGAGAGAUUUCCAUAGCAGAGAAUGAGUUGGUGACUCUGUUCAGUGAGGAGGAGUUGGAGGGCUGGCUUGAGGGGGAGAACAGCAAAGGGGAGGUUGGCCUCUUUCCUGCCUCUUAUGUUGACAUCAUCAGGGACCAAAUUACCCCCAGUGCAAGCAACAACGGCUAUUCCUCGCCCAAAACCAUAACCCAAUCCCCCAGUCACAGCUCGUACGCGUCGCCAGAUUCCCACUCCCAGAGGAGGUUUAAAGGAGGGAGCAGCUUCAACACCAGCCAGGGCAGCGACGAUGAUUGGGAUGACGACUGGGAUGACAGCUCUCCUGCUCAGUAUGAGCCUCAGGGUUUAGGCACCACCCCUCCCUUGUACCCGGUCACCACCUCGCUGCCAGGUCGGGGGACCAGCCAGCAGCAGCAGCAACAGCAGGCCAAGAGCUCGGCUACAGUUGGGAGGAACCUCAACAGGUUCUCCACCUUUGUCAAGUCUGGCGGAGAGGCGUUCUUGCUCGGGGAGGCCUCUGCUUUUGUCAAAGACGGGGACAGGAUCUGUGUGGUGAUGGGGAAGUAUGGACCAGAGUGGCAGGAGGACCCUUACCCAUUCACAUGUACCAUUGACGACCCCACGAAGCAAACCAAGUUCAAAGGCAUGAAGAGCUAUAUGUCUUAUGGCCUCACCCCAACGCACACUAAUAUACAAGUCAACCGCAGGUAUAAACAUUUUGACUGGCUUUAUGCUCGGCUCGUUGAGCGCUUCCCUGUAAUCUCGGUACCCCACCUGCCAGAGAAGCAGGCUACGGGCCGCUUUGAGGAGGACUUUAUCUCUAAGAGGAGGAAGGGUCUCAUCUGGUGGAUGAACCACAUGACAAGUCACCCCGUCCUGGCCCACUGUGAUGUCUUCCAGCACUUCCUGACCUGCGGGGCCGACGAGAAAGCUUGGAAAAUGGGCAAGAGAAAGGCAGAGAGGGACGACUUGGUUGGCGCAAACUUCUUCCUAACAAUCAGCACGCCAGUCGUCCCCCUGGACCUUCAGGAAGUCGAGAGCAAGAUCGAGGGCUUUAAGAGCUUCACCAAGAAGAUGGACGAGAACAUUGUUGUGGUGAACACGUCCAUCAACGAGUUUGCCCGCAAGCAGAUAACAGGCUUCAAAAAGGAGUACCAGAAGGUUGGACAGUCCUUCAAGCAUCUGGCGCAGGCGUUUGAGCUGGAUCAGCAGGUCUACUCAGCAGGCCUGAACAAAGCCAUCUCCUACACCGGAGAGGCAUACGAGGCCAUAGGGGAGUAUUUUGCAGAGCAGCCGCGGCAGGACCUGGAACCCAUUUCUGAUCUGCUGGACCUCUACAGAGGACAUCUAUCCAAUUUCCCUGACAUCAUCCAUGUGCAGAAAGGUGCCCUGACCAAGGUGAAAGAUUGUCCAAAGAAGGAGGGCGAGCUCCACGACCGCUGCAACAUCAUUUCCUGUGCCACACUAGCAGAAAUCCAGCACUUCCACCGCACGCGUGUGCGGGACUUCCGGAUGCAGAUGCAGCAUCACCUGCGCCAGCAGAUCAGCUUCUUCCAGAAGAUCACUGCCAAGUUAGAGGAUGCCUUGCACAAAUAUGACAAUGACCAAUAGGACAGGACCAAGUAAGGAAAGAGGUUGGGAGUGCUAGCCUGAAGGAGAUUGAAGAAAGCUUUAGUACAAAAUCAAAGGAUUGAUGAUCGACAUCUUAGCAUUUAAAAGAAAAAGGAAAAAAAACAAACUUGAAGAUGUGAUGGAUCUUCCAUCUGGCAUUCUGGAAGGUGUGCAUCUGCAAAAAUAGCCACAGGACAACUUGUGGGAUUAUCUGGAGAGCUGUGAUGAGCGUACCAGUUCCAGGGAUUUUGUGAACACUCCAUGCAACAUUUAAAGCAGCUCUCGUUGUGCCGGAGCCUGCUGUUUGAAUCAUGAUUUCUGGGUCAUCUCACUGUCUCCUGCUUCUUCCUGAAGGGAUGUGGGUCUAAAUCAACAUAAAACACAGACAAAAGACUUCCCAAACAGCCUAUAUUGAAAUCUAAGUUAACAUUUGUAAUCCUUAUCCCAUGUAUAAGUUUUACUUGAAUAACCUACUCAGUAUUGUUGGAAUGUGCAGUUUGGAGAAAUUCAAACAUUUUGUUAAAAUGAAAUAAAAUCUUAUCUCUUGGACAAUUCA
This is a messenger RNA of Gambusia affinis (western mosquitofish), 2668 nucleotides long. RefSeq names its product sorting nexin-18-like. The transcript has 4 exons. Gene Ontology annotation, cellular component: cytoplasmic vesicle; plasma membrane. Gene Ontology annotation, biological process: mitotic cell cycle; protein transport; cleavage furrow formation. The record is from RefSeq and is a predicted model, not a curated record. Bases 457 to 2112 code for a protein of 551 amino acids. NCBI's taxonomy places the organism in Eukaryota, Metazoa, Chordata, Actinopteri, Cyprinodontiformes, Poeciliidae. Gene Ontology annotation, molecular function: phosphatidylinositol binding; protein binding.